CUACAAGAAGCCUUUCUCAAUCCUUUUCCUAAUUAUUACUUUCCCCUUGUAUCUCUUCUCAAAGCGUUGGAAUUCUGGGAAUUCUUUUUUUUUUAACGGGGGUGGGGCCAGCCAGCAUGCGCAUAACUGCCGCCGCCUUUCUCGCGGCAACUGGGGUCACUCUCAGCACUUCCUGUUCCUUGGAAGUUUGCCCAUGGCCUCAACUAGUUGUCCAUCAGACUUGCGGAGCGCAGGAUUUUGAAAAUGGCUACAACCUUCACCAGAUGGGAUUCGCGACAGAUCCGAAAGGAUGGAUCGAUACUAAGCGUUGUGUCAGGAAGUUCUUCUGCUUGUUCGCAAACCAGCAGUUCGCGGGAGGACAAGGCAUCGCAUUUAUAUCUACCCGCGAGAACUUCGAGAGGAUCAAGGAAAUUGUAGAGGGAUCCUCCGCAAGUCACGAAGGGGGCACGGCACUGUUACCGGAGCCAUUUCACUCCGCCCAGAUCAAGGGCAAAGGGAUGGGCCUCGUCGCCGACAAGCCUCUCCGCCGCGGAGCAAGACUCAUGUCCAUGCCACCGGUCUUCAUCGCCCAUCGAAAUUUCCUGGAGCGAGUCCCUCCGGACUACCAGGGCCCGCUGCUCGAUUUGGCCGUGGACUUGCUGCCGCCUUCGACGCGGGCCGUGUUCCUGUCGCAGAUGACGCGCUUUGCCGGCAACCGGGCCGCCGACAUCAUGGCGACAAACUCGUUCCAGAUGAACCUCGGUGGGGAAGACGGCCACCACUUUGGCAACUACCCAGCCGUCUCCCGCUUCAACCACGAUUGCCGUCCCAACGUGGCCUUUCAUAUCGAUGGAGACCUCGUUCACACCACCACUGUGGUCCGCGACAUAAAGCCUGGGGAAGAGCUGACCGUCUCCUACCUCGACAAUGCCGAACCUCGGGCACUACGCCAGAUACGGGCCCGCCAGACAUGGGGCUUCGAGUGUACCUGUUCGCACUGCAGCCUACCCGAGAGCUUGGUCGCCGAAUCGGACAGGAGGCUCCAAGAGAUUUCUCAGAUAGCGGACAAACUCACCAAUCCUCAGGGCGGCGAGGUCACCCCGGCGUUGAUAAAGCGAUUCAUCAAGUUGCACGAGGACGAGCGUCUGGACUCGACCAUGGCCACUCCGUAUUCCCUGGCCGCGUUGAACUUCUACAUCCUGAAGGACGAGAAAAUGGCAGUGAAGUAUGCCAAGCUGGCGGUUGAGGCUGGAACCAUCGAGAGUGGCCCCGAAUCCCAGACAGUGAAGUCGGUGAAAGGCUUGAUUCAGAACCUGACACAGAAACCCGGCUGAGGAUCCAGUCCUUGAUUGAUUCUGAUGAUCAAUCUCUUGAGUGCAACAAACUUGGCUUCACCACAGAUGCCGAGGAAGGACAGAGUCUGAAUGGUCUGAAUGGGGCAGUGUGCAGUGUGCCCUGUUACAACAAUGGCCGUGUAUUCAUAUUAGACGAGGGUCACUGUCUAGGAUAGGGUUAGGAAAUGGCGAAUGGGAUUGCGUUGUGGAGACUCCUGGAGCCCACGUUAUGACUACUGUUGGGUGGUUCUAUGGUAACGGACUCGAAUACUCCUUUUAAGAUAUCCUGUCUUUUAUCUGUUUCGUUUUCCUCCACAACCGUCUAUUCUAUUCUGACUCGUCUAAACUUCCCGCAGAAAUUCUCGUGUCUAAGAGACUGGGGGACUUGCUUCGCCACCUCGGUGAGAAGCGGUUGCGAAGUCUAGGAGCAUCUCUUAUUAAGCUAGAGAAACUUUACGUCUAGCGGCCUUGGGCUCUUUUUGAGGGCGUACUG
Phialemonium atrogriseum is the source of this 1806-nucleotide messenger RNA. Its product is annotated as SET domain-containing protein. The coding region runs from base 117 to 1313 and encodes 398 amino acids. Gene Ontology annotation, molecular function: protein binding. NCBI's taxonomy places the organism in Eukaryota, Fungi, Ascomycota, Sordariomycetes, Cephalothecales, Cephalothecaceae. The record is from RefSeq and is a predicted model, not a curated record. The transcript has a single exon.